UCCCGUCCUGCCCCUCUGUCACCUGGCUGGACAGGUUACCCUCACUCCUCGCCAGGCACCCUCACCUGCCGCCACCCCCUCGCUACUGCAGCCUCAACGCGAGCCUUUGGAUUUUCUCGCGGUGACCUUUCUCGUCUUGACGGACGGAAGCUUACGUUGGGCACAGCAAGGCGAACGUUGCCAUGGCCGCCUCGUCGUGCAUCUGGCAGCUCGCCGGGCAGGACCUGUUACUUGCCCGCAGCCCAGCCGGCCACCAGUCACCACACUCCGGCUGUCCACGCAACAGCUCAGCUCGCUGCUCGCCUAGCACGCACUCCUCGUGAGCACCUCUACAGCCCGCCUUGCAGUACAUCUCCCGUGAUCCAGCCACUGCCUCUCGCCUUCCCGCAGGGCAUUUGACAGUCCCACGUGGGCACCGCACCACUCAAGCAGAAGCGUCAGUAUCCGUGUCUGGUGCUUCGAUCUUGCCGGUGCCAUCCACCGCCGCCACUCCACCUCACCUCCACGUCAUUCCUCCACCAUCUCUGCUAUGGCAUACACGCGGCGCCAGUGGCUCAUCCUGGUGGUGUUCAGCAUCGCACAGUUCUGUAAUGCAGUGUGUGUGUCGCUGCAGGCGCCCUUCUACCCGGGAGAAGCAGAGCGGAAGGGGGCCACGGCCUCGCAGUACGGCCUGGUGUUCGGGGUGUUCGAGCUGACAGUGUUCUUGGUGAGCCCCGUGUAUGGCCGUUUCAUGACCCGAUGGGGCGCCAAGUUCAUCAACAACUCCGGCAUCUUCACCGUGUCCGUCAUGUGCAUCCUGUUCGGCUUCCUGGACCGCAUCAACGACACCGACGCCUUCAUCGGCUGCUCCUUCGCUGUGAGAAUCGUGGAGGCGAUGGGCAACGCCGCCUUCAUCACCUCCGCCUUCAGUAUCAUCGCUAAGGAGUUCCCUAAGAACGUGGGGUCUGCCUUCGCCACGAUGGAGACUUUCUUCGGGGUGGGCCUCAUCGUGGGCCCCACGGUGGGCGGCGCCCUCUACGAGCUGGGCGGCUACACCUUGCCCUUCGCCGCCAUGGGGGGCGUCCUGCUGGGAGCGGCCACAGUCACCACUUGUUUCCUUCCAUCUGAGGGCGCUGAGGCGAGCACUGAGUCCCAGGCGAGCCGCGGUCACUUCUUCGCCGCCAUCAAGCUGCCGUCCAUCGUACUGGCCUGUUUCGCCAUCAUCUGUGCCUCCAUCAGCAUCGGCUUUCUGCAGGCCACCCUGGAGCCUCACCUGCGCCCCCUCAACCUCACGCCCGUGCAGAUGGGACUCAUGUUCAUUCUGAACGGCUCCACCUACGCGCUGCUGGCACCCUUCUGGGGCAAGAUGUGUGAUAGCUACUUGUCGCCCCGCACGCUCAUCACUUUCGGCGCCGUGGUUGUGGCAAUUGCUUUCACAUUCAUUGGGCCGAUGCCCUUCGUGCCUCUCAAUCUUAGCCUCGCCCUCUGCAUCGUCUCUCUCAUCGUGCACGGCAUUGGAUUCGGCGCCGUGCUGGUGUCCACAUUCGCCGGCGCUCACCGGGACGCCAUAGCCUACGGCUUCCCCGACGACCUCAGCACAUACAGCCUCGUGUCUGGCAUCUGGACCUCGACCUUCGCCCUGGGUUGCUUCAUUGGGCCGUCAGCUGGUGGCGUCCUCGUGGACUACAUUGGGUUCCCCUGGACCACCGUGAUCGUAAUGGUCCUGCAUAUCCUGGUGGCCCUCAGCACGGGGUUGUACCACUGCUGCUCCUCGCCCCCCGACACCGUGUACCCGCCCGUGCACGACAGUCUGGCUCGCUCCAAAGACGAGCGACAGUCGCUGCUCGUGCCAGGCCACGACGAUGACGACUCCACGUACGGAAGCGCCGGCUCUUCUAGGGAGAACCUUGGCACGCUUCCCUGAGUCACUGAGUCUUCUUUUCCUCGCUGCAACCCUUCCCCCGCCAGUCUCCGGGGACGGUAGGUGCAGCAGAGGGCGCGGAUCUCCAUAACCGGCGGGAUCCUCGACGCGGCCGCGUGACCUGAGAAGUUCAAAGCGCUGGAUGGCGGCGCGGGCGCGAGGACACUGCCUGCAGGCCGCCCAUCACUGCUUGAAGGCGCGGUGCGGCCACUGUACACUCACUCCACUGCGGCGCUCCCGGCCCACCCAUGUAAGGCGGCUUCGAGGCGCGCGGUGCCGGAACGACUAUUUGCUCAAUUUGUGCAUAAUGUAUGUUUAUUGUUAAUUGUUGUGUGUAGAUGUAUAUAUAUAUCUAUAUAUUAUAUAUUAUAUAUUAAACCGAACGAGAA
This is a messenger RNA of Scylla paramamosain (green mud crab), 2289 nucleotides long. Its product is annotated as MFS-type transporter SLC18B1-like. Lineage: Eukaryota; Metazoa; Arthropoda; Malacostraca; Decapoda; Portunidae. The transcript has a single exon. Gene Ontology annotation, molecular function: transmembrane transporter activity. The coding region runs from base 530 to 1903 and encodes 457 amino acids. Gene Ontology annotation, biological process: transmembrane transport. The record is from RefSeq and is a predicted model, not a curated record.